Messenger RNA from Linnemannia hyalina, 408 nucleotides. Lineage: Eukaryota; Fungi; Mortierellomycota; Mortierellomycetes; Mortierellales; Mortierellaceae. The record is from the annotation of a GenBank genome assembly.
AUGUUCCAUCCAACUCGGGGAGGCACGCGUGGGGGUCAGGACCAGUUCAAGUGGGAGGACGUCAAGGAUGAUAAGCACAGAGAAAACUACCUUGGAAACUCGUUACUAGCACCGGUAGGACGGUGGCAAAAGGGUCGUGAUCUGACCUGGUAUGCCAAGGACAGCAACGGUACUUCCGACUCGGACAGCCAACUGGCUAAGAAGCAGGCAGAGAUACAGAGUAUCAAGGAUGCUGAAGCUGAAGCCAUGGCCGAAGCCUUGGGAUACAAGACAAAGCGAAAGAAGGAAACCAAUGUCAGCGAGAAGGAGCUUUCAUCCGCCAUCAGCAAGACAAAGGCUGGCGUACCGGAUGAACACGACGACAACAUCAAGCUAUCAUCAUCAGUCCAAGGCCUUGGAUUCAAGUAA